GACUCGGCCUUUUUCCUUCCAUGCAGGUGGUGCGUCUGUGUCAGAACCCAAAGCUGGCGUUGAAGAACAGCCCGCCCUACAUAUUAGAUCUGCUGCCUGAUACGUACCAGCAUCUCCGAACCAUCCUGUCACGCUACGAGGGGAAGAUGGAGACCCUGGGAGAAAAUGAGUACUUCAGGGUGUUCAUGGAGAACUUGAUGAAGAAGACCAAACAGACCAUCAGCCUCUUUAAGGAAGGGAAAGAAAGGAUGUACGAGGAGAAUUCUCAGCCUAGGCGCAACCUGACAAAGCUGUCGCUGAUCUUCAGCCAUAUGCUGGCAGAACUGAAAGGCAUUUUCCCAAACGGCCUCUUCCAGGGAGACACAUUUCGGAUCACAAAGGCAGAUGCUGCCGAAUUCUGGAGAAAAGCUUUUGGGGAAAAGACAAUCGUUCCAUGGAAGAGCUUCCGCCAGGCCUUGCAUGAAGUACAUCCCAUCAGUUCCGGGUUAGAGGCCAUGGCCCUGAAAUCAACCAUCGACUUGACGUGCAACGACUACAUUUCAGUAUUCGAAUUUGAUAUUUUUACGCGACUCUUUCAGCCGUGGUCGUCUUUGCUCAGAAACUGGAACAGCCUAGCAGUGACUCAUCCUGGCUAUAUGGCGUUCUUAACAUAUGACGAGGUGAAAGCAAGGCUUCAGAAAUUCAUUCACAAGCCUGGCAGUUACAUUUUCCGAUUGAGCUGUACCCGCCUUGGUCAGUGGGCCAUCGGCUAUGUCACCGCAGAUGGCAACAUCCUGCAGACUAUCCCCCACAACAAACCUCUCUUUCAAGCACUGAUUGAUGGCUUCAGGGAAGGCUUUUAUCUGUUCCCUGAUGGUCGGAAUCAGAACCCUGACCUGACUGGUUUGUGUGAGCCCACGCCUCAGGACCACAUCAAAGUUACACAGGAACAAUAUGAAUUGUACUGUGAGAUGGGCUCCACGUUCCAGCUGUGUAAAAUUUGUGCGGAAAAUGACAAGGAUGUGAAGAUUGAGCCAUGUGGCCAUCUGAUGUGCACUUCCUGUCUCACUUCAUGGCAGGAAUCGGAAGGUCAGGGCUGUCCGUUCUGCCGUUGUGAAAUCAAAGGCACGGAGCCCAUCGUAGUCGACCCAUUUGAUCCUAGAGGAGGAGGAGGGCUGUUGCGGCAAGGUGCAGAAGGAACUCCUUCACCCAAUUAUGAGGAUGAUGAUGAUGACAGAGCUGAUGAUUCCCUCUUCAUAAUGAAAGAGUUGGCUGGAGCAAAGGUGGAGCGCCCUCCCUCUCCAUUCUCGAUGACUCCACAGGCCUCACUGCCCCCGGUACCCCCACGGCUAGACCUUCUGCAGCAGCGAGUAUCUAACCCCUCUGGGGCUUCCAGCCCAGGAACCACGUCUAAGGUUGUUCCUAGUUCCCUUCACAAGGACAAGCCUUUGCCGAUACCUCCGACACUGAGAGAUCUCCCACCUCCACCUCCUCCAGACAGGCCACAUUCCACUGGGGUGGAGAGCCGACCUCAGAGACGCCCUUUACCCUGUACGCCAGGAGAUUGUCCUGCCAGAGACAAAUUACCACCAGUGCCCUCCAACCGUCAAGGGGAGCCCUGGGCGUCACGGCCUGUUCCAAAAGCACCUUCCGUAGCUCUCAGCCCUAAUGACCCAUGGGCUGGUAGAGAACUGACAAACCGCCAUUCGCUCCCAUUCUCCUUGCCCUCUCUGAUGGACUCCAGACCUGACGUACAUAGGCAUGGCAGUACACUCAGCCUGGAUACUACAACGAACUUGAACAGCGGACCUCCAGCAAACUCAGAGUGUGAGCACCCCAAGAUAAAACCUUCUUCAUCUGCCAAUGCCAUCUACGCUCUAGCUGCCAGACCACUGCCUGUACCAAAACUGCCGCCGGGGGAAGAGUCUGAAAGUGAUGAAGACACUGAAUACAUGUCGCCAUCCUCUCUGCCUGUGGUGCCUCCAGGUCCAGGUGGACAAAAACCAGAGCUCAAGCUGCCUUUGGAAAUAACCCAGAGUUUACGAGUGUUGGAGUGUGACCGGCAAGCUGAUGGCUGCACAUACGAAGCGAUGUACAACAUUCAGUCGCAGGCAGCAUCCUCUAGCUUAGAGAUCACAAACAUUUUCGAUGAGAGGGAUCUGGCCGCAGCUGCUGCCAGCAACGGCCCCGAGGAGUCUGAAAAUGAAGAAGAUGGCUAUGACGUCCCUAAGCCGCCGUUGCCCAUCGCCCUUGCACGUCGCACACUGUCCGACAUCUCCAAUGCCACGUCUGCCUUCAGCCGGAUGUCUCUGGAUGGGGAUCUUGCAACAGGUUUCUCUGAUGGCACUCAGGUUCCAGAGCGGCCACCGAAGCCUUUGCCACGGAGGAUAAACUCCGAACGGAAGGCUGGGAGCUGCCAGCCAGGGCCCAGCACCCCCCCUCAGCUCUCCAGUGAGAUCGAGAACCUUAUGAGCCAAGGAUACUCAUAUCAGGACAUUCAGAAAGCACUGGUCAUCGCACAUAACAAUAUCGAAAUGGCCAAGAAUAUUCUCCGGGAGUUCGUCUCCAUCUCCUCCCCUGCACAUGUGGCCACAUAGCACAUCCCCUCCAUGCCUACAGCUUGUGUGGACCAACUGCCUGGGCAGCCUAGCCCAGCUGCGCUCACGAGGGGGAAGGGGGUUCCUUUACGGGCUUCCUGCUGGACUCAGCCUUGCCUCUGAAGCGAAUCAGUUAACAGGUUUAUGUGGUUCCAGAUUUCAAAGCAAUGGAGUGAAACGGAGCAGAUUGGUGUUUUAUACAGUGUGUGUCUUGGCAUCCUUUUUGGAGUCCUUCCCCUGCCUCUUGUGCGAGAGUACAGAUUUGUUUCCCAGGGCGCUGGUAGACGAAGGGGUCACGACAAGUGAUUCUGGAGCUGGUGCCCGGGGGCAGGGCAGUGCUUUGUGCUGUGAAUUCUAGCGGAGUGCUCUGAAAGUGUCUCCGGGUUGCUGUGGUGUGUCCUGUGGCUCAUGGUACUAGAUUUGGAUCUGUUCACUGCUGUGUGUUUGGCUCAGGCUUUCUAGAGCAGUCGGUAGGUGGCCUUCUGCUGGGAAUAAAUAGGAGAGCUUGGAAGAAACCUCUGCAUUUCUUCCAUUUACUGCGGUGUUCCCCCCCAGGCCCAGAACGGUGUUUAUUGCUCACAAUAGAAAUCCUCUUUAACCUGGAUACUGUGCAACUAGCUGCAGCCAGGCAUCUUUACCUGCUUAGCGCUGGGAGUUGAACUUCUCUCGGUCUCUCUCUCCUGCUGCUGGCAAGGGCUGGCUGCACCAGAUUCCAGGGAGUCGGAUCCGUUGAACUUUGUGUGCACGUUUCUCGGGGCUGGGGAGGGGCAGCACACUGCCUGCUGCUUAUCCUUUUAACCCCGAGCAUUUCUGCUGAAACACUUACUUGAUCGCAGCUGGGCUGGACUCGCACACCCCCCUGGUUGCUCCUGCACACCCUCGCGUAUGGGAACGUUGCAUCUGGUAAACAGUGUUUUAUUGCUCUUAACUGCAUGGUGGCUGUAGCAGACUAGUGCUCUUCACACACAUUCCAUCCUCUCUUUCCGAGAGCUUCUGUGCAAGCCAGACAUCCGUGUGCCUGGUUGUUCAUGGGCUUGGGACUUGUGUUCUUCAGCACCUUCUCCGCUUUGCAGUACAAACGCGAUGGGUCUCUGCAUUGCUGUCUGUCCCCCACAGCAUAGGGGCCCUCUCUUUUUGCUACACCAAGGCGUUGCCUGAGCUUGUCAGGCAGGUGAUGCAGGGAAAUGGGGCAUUUACACAAGAAUCAAAUGGGACUUUAAAUGUCAGCGUUAAACUAUCGCUUGUGGACAAACCUGACUUGCUUCUUAUCCAGCUUAAUCCCUUUCACAUCAUGUGUUUCUGAUGUACAGUAAGUAAUUGGUCCCUUCAGAGACUUGCAGGAUUCAGCCCUGCUAAGCUGACAAAUGAACAUAUUGCAGCCUGGGGUCAGCGGACAUGAGCUUUUCAGGUCUUGCCUUGCAUCGGUUGGUUCUCUGUGGUGUCCUGUGCUGGAGUAGCAGUUGCCAUAAAGUGAAGUACUGUGUUUUGAAGUAACCUGAAGAUGGUGUGAGGCUGCUUUGUGCAGUUCAGCCAUUUUGCAGACUUGGUUACCCGGUUCCUCAUCUCAGAUCAGAGCGUAAGCUUGAUCCAGAGAGAAUUCAGAGCAUGAGCAAAUGGUCCAGAGGAGGACAUGGCACUAGGUUCUCACUUGAUGUGGAACAAGUUUCUUUCCAAACCUGCAGCCUGGUUCUGGUUGCUGCCACGCGGGAUCCAGGUGGUAUGACCCAACUUCCACACGCCUCACGCGUAGUCAGGGGUAGACUCGAGCCCUGCUAAAGGAGAGGGGUGGUUGAAGUGAAUGCCCCCAUGCUCCAUGAAGCAAGCUCUUUCUCCUGCUCCUGCAGCCAGGCCUGUGACAGUGCCCAAGUCCUGCCAGCAUGGCAUGGAGUGCUGGGACUCCAGUCCAUUGCCAGCCCUGGUCAGCACAUCUUCCUGAGCCUUGCGAGAGGAGAGGCCAGAACAAGGGCAGCUCUGCCUACUCUCAGUACAUCUGCAGGAUGCAGUAGCAGUUGUGACCCUGACCCAGCAGUUCCUCGCAUCUGAGAAUCGGUUCCUGCUCUGUGCUUUUCCAGAGUGUGCUGGAGGCCCCACUGCUAGCCAUCGCCCCUCUUUAACACCCCCUCUCUGCAUCUUUCUUGAAGGCUGCAGCUAGCUGUGAGUUGCUUUGGGAGCCAGGGUGCUUCUCACUUUCUCUGCACAGUCUGCAGGGGUGUAUGGGCAGCAGGGCUGGGGCGUUGGGGCUGCUGCCAUGGGAGUUCAGUAAAAAGCUUCAGUCAUUGUCCUGCUGCAGAGCGGGUGCUCCGGGCAACCGCUUCCUGUUCUUUCCUGCCAGCCCUUUUUCCCAGGCUCCUCCGGUUGCCAGUUACGUGCCCAAACUUUUCAGGGUUCAGACACUGAGGCUCACAGCCUGCGGGGGUCAUUCCAAGCGGUGAAGAGUGCAGUUUUGUGGCAUGUCUCUCUCUGACUUCCCUUCCCUGCAUGUGCCCUUCCUCGUCCACUGGACUGUAUCUUAAGCUGAUUUGGGAGACACAAGUGGCUUUUCCUCCUUGAAGAUGUGAAUGUUUGUUACUGUUGGCACGCGUAGCUCGGCCACAGCAGGGCACCCCAAGGUCAUGUGCUGUGGAUGAACUGAGCCCUUCGCAGUGUUCCCCUUGCUGCUUUCCUUGGGGUGGCCUGAUGAUCCCCCCUUGUCCCCCGCCCCCCAGUGUCUUUAUUCAAAGAGGUUAACUUGAUUUCACUUCUUACAGAAAAAAAAGCCAAAUGUCUCGUGCCUUUCUGAAGGGGGAUGCUGCAUCUCUAGGCUGGCUCUGAGUACUCCCCGGACUAGCCAUGCAGCUGCCUGGCUGCUGAGCUGCUUUGGAAGUGAGCAGGAGAGAGAGAGGGGGCAGUUGUCACUUCAAGGAUGACACUGUGUUUUGUAGCAUUUCAACUGUGGAGGUUUUCCUACCUUAUCUCUGUUACUAACAGUGACUUGUCUGGACUGGUGCUGUAACACGCUCGCUGUGACGACGGUAGAAUUGUAACACAGGAUUCUUUGUGCUUUUAACAAAACCAAGCAGAGUUCUGGUCAUAAAAAUGCUGUUUGUCCCCCACCUCCCACCCCAGGAUGCGAACGAGGCCAAACACCCAGUACAGGCAGAGAGGGACGCUACAGGCCUGGGCCCCGGGGCUUUCUCUGAGACUUGCCAAGCAGCUGCAUGAACUGGCAGUCCUGGCCCCUUCCAGCCACCUGGGUGCAUUCAUCACCACUCCCACCACCUGGCAGUCCAGAGCCAGAAGGAGACCCUGGAGGUAGCCGUUCCCUCUGCGGGUGUGCCGGCCUGCUGACCUGCCCUUGUCUUGUUCCUCCGCCGUGCCACAGAUCUAAGCAUACGCAUCCCGGGCUUCUCUGCUGGCUUUGGUGAGCUUGCUUCCUUUGUAGACACAGCUUUCUCUGCUGGUCCCCAGCUGCAGUCUCCACUCCAGGGGUGCUGCAGAGGUGUGGGGAACAGCUGGCUUUCUGGAGUAGGCCUGUCCGGUGGUUGGAGCUAAGCUGGGGAUGGAGUCAUUCCUGCACACAUGCAUUCAGCUGGGUCAGGGAAAUGCGGUUCCCAUGGUGUUUCUUCCUCAGUGGGCCCCAGUGGCAAAUCAGAAGGGGAAUUAAGGAAACUUAUUUUUAAAUUUCCUAAUAUAAACCCACUGGGGAGACCGUGGUGGGGGAGGAACAGUAGCUUUAUUUCUCUUGAAUGACGAAAACCAAUUUGUAUGAUAUCAGUGUUAAAAUGUUGAGAUUUUCACAAACUAUUUUAAAAAAAGCAAAGUAUAAUAGUGUCAUUAAUAUAAAAGAAUUAUAUUAGCAGUAUUUAAUCCUCGCAAACCUGUAAAGAAUAAGGAAAACAGAAGGUAAAUAUUCUUACAGAGAGUAGCUGAGCUUUAAGAUUCAUUUGGGUUAAAGUCUUCAUUUUGGUUUUUUUUGUUUGGUUGGUUGGUUUUUGAGGUGUUUUUUUUGCAAAGGCUUUGUUAAUGUUUAGAGGUUAUACUAAUGUUAUUUAUUAAUUUGUGUCAUUCCCAUACGCAGCCACUAAGGACCUCUUUUGUUUCCGAUUCAUGCAUCUGUGUCAGUCAGAAAACCAAGACAAAGUUUUAUUUUUCAAUAAAUUUCCUUUGUUGUAGCAGA
Messenger RNA from Gavialis gangeticus (Gharial), 6732 nucleotides. RefSeq names its product Cbl proto-oncogene (gene CBL). The coding region runs from base 21 to 2576 and encodes 851 amino acids. Gene Ontology annotation, biological process: cell surface receptor signaling pathway; negative regulation of epidermal growth factor-activated receptor activity. Lineage: Eukaryota; Metazoa; Chordata; Crocodylia; Gavialidae. Gene Ontology annotation, cellular component: plasma membrane; membrane raft. The record is from RefSeq and is a predicted model, not a curated record. Gene Ontology annotation, molecular function: ubiquitin protein ligase activity; receptor tyrosine kinase binding; SH3 domain binding. The transcript has 15 exons.